AUUGGAGGCACGUUGCCUUUGAACAAAGCUCUCUGAAGAUCAACUGCCUCCCCGUCACAUUCCCUUCCCUGAAGCUGUUUGCUCUGGUUGUGCUGAGGGGUGAUGCCCAAGGUGCAUCACUUUUCAAGAACUGGAUCAUGAACAACUUUAUCCUCCUGGAAGAGCAGCUCAUCAAGAAAUCCCAACAAAAGAGAAGAACUUCUCCUUCAAACUUUAAAGUCCGGUUCUUUGUUUUAACCAAAACCAGCCUGGCAUAUUUUGAGGACCGCCAUGGGAAAAAGCGCACUUUGAAGGGGUCCAUUGAACUCUCCCGAAUCAAAUGUGUCGAGAUUGUGAAAAGUGACAUUAUCAUCCCAUGCCACUAUAAAUAUCCAUUUCAGGUUGUGCAUGACAACUAUCUCCUGUAUGUGUUUGCUCCAGAUCGUGAGAGUCGGCAGCGCUGGGUGCUGGCCCUUAAAGAAGAAACGAGGAAUAACAACAGUCUGGUGCCCAAGUAUCACCCUAAUUUCUGGAUGGAUGGGAGAUGGAGGUGCUGUGCUCAGCUGGAGAAGCUUGCAGUGGGCUGUGCCCAGUAUGAUCCCACCAAGAAUGCUUCAAAGAAGCCUCUUCCUCCUACUCCUGAAGACAACAGGCGAUCACUUCGGGAACCUGAGGAAACGCUGGUCAUUGCCUUGUAUGACUACCAAACUAACGAUCCACAGGAACUCACGCUGCAGUGCAAUGAGGAGUACUUCCUGCUGGACAGCUCCGAGAUUCACUGGUGGAGAGUUCAGGACAGGAACGGGCAUGAAGGAUACGUGCCAAGCAGUUAUCUGGUGGAAAAGUCUCCAAAUAAACUGGAAACCUACGAGUGGUACAAUAAAAGUAUCAGCCGAGACAAAGCUGAAAAACUUCUUUUGGACACAGGCAAAGAGGGAGCAUUCAUGGUACGAGAUUCCAGGACUCCAGGAACAUACACAGUGUCUGUGUUCACCAAGGCCAUCAUGAGUGAGAACAACCCUUGUAUAAAGCACUAUCACAUCAAAGAAACAAACGACAACCCCAAGCGAUACUACGUGGCUGAAAAAUAUGUGUUUGAUUCCAUCCCUCUCCUCAUCAAUUAUCACCAACACAACGGAGGAGGUCUGGUUACUAGACUCCGGUAUCCAGUUUGUUCCUGGAGGCAGAAAGCCCCAGUCACAGCAGGGCUGAGAUAUGGGAAAUGGGUGAUUGACCCCUCGGAGCUCACAUUUGUGCAGGAGAUUGGCAGCGGGCAGUUUGGGUUGGUGCAUCUUGGCUACUGGCUCAACAAGGACAAGGUGGCCAUCAAAACCAUUCGGGAAGGGGCCAUGUCAGAAGAGGACUUCAUAGAGGAGGCUGAAGUCAUGAUGAAACUCUCUCAUCCCAAACUGGUCCAGCUCUAUGGAGUGUGCCUGGAGCAGGCCCCCAUCUGCCUGGUGUUUGAGUUUAUGGAACACGGCUGCCUGUCAGAUUAUCUGCGCAACCAACGGGGGCUCUUUGCUGCAGAGACCUUGCUGGGCAUGUGUCUGGACGUGUGUGAGGGGAUGGCCUACCUAGAAGAGGCAGGUGUCAUCCACAGAGACCUGGCUGCCCGGAAUUGCUUAGUUGGAGAAAACCAAGUCAUCAAGGUGUCUGACUUUGGGAUGACAAGGUUCGUCCUUGAUGACCAGUACACCAGUUCCACAGGCACCAAAUUCCCAGUGAAGUGGGCGUCCCCAGAAGUCUUCUCUUUCAAUCGCUAUAGCAGCAAGUCGGAUGUAUGGUCAUUUGGUGUGCUGAUGUGGGAAGUCUUCAGCGAAGGCAAAAUCCCAUAUGAAAACCGAAGCAACUCAGAGGUAGUGGAAGAUAUCACCACUGGAUUUCGGUUAUACAAGCCCCGACUAGCCUCCCCGCAUAUCUACCAGAUUAUGAAUAAUUGCUGGAAAGAGAAACCAGAAGACCGGCCACCUUUCUCCAGACUCUUGAGUCAACUUGCUGAAAUCGCAGAAUUAGGACUUUAAAAGAGACUCAGUGGCAGGCCAUGGGCUGCAGAUCCUGAGUUGAGGAAGAAGGUCUUCCCUCCAUAGAGCAUUAAAAGCCACCACCAGCCCAGGACUCCCCAGAGGGAGCUGGCCUAUGGCUCCAGUCCCUAUGCUGCUGUGGAAGUCACGGCCUGGCCAAGGCUGGCACUGGGCCACAGGCUGGAGGCUCAGCCACUGGACUGGGAGUGGGGCCAGAGCAGCAGCCAUGUCUCUACCCGCUCCCCAGCCUCUUAUCUCAUGUGGCACACGAACCUCAAUUGACAGCCUUCAGGCAACAUUUCUUGCACUUCUUAGAGAAAGGGUGAGAUAGGGUAGGACCCUGGAUUAUUGUACUAUUAUCUUAAACAUAGACCUAAAGUUCGUGGUCAAGAGAUUUUUUUAUUUGACCCGACAACACAGAAUCCCGGGAUACAGGGCAAGAUGAACAAGGAGCAUGACUCUUUUUCAAGAAUGAAUGCGUUAAUUCAAGUCAGAAAGAGUAAGCUCUGCCUCUUGACAUUUGCGUCAGCCACAGCUUCCUAUCUUAGAGGAUGAUGGAACAGCUUCUUCCAUCAGAGGCCGGAUAUUCUGAGAAGCAGUUUUAUGAGCUGCUCAUAGAGGACAGGGCCACCCCUCUCCCUGAAGGGAGCACAACGAACUGGGGUGAACAAUUCUGAUCCCACUGCCAGAGCGUUGGGUACCUAGUGUCUUAGCAGAAAGAAGACAUCAGAUGGUGGAACCAACUGGUACAGAGAAAGGCUUCAGGUUGUUACCACUUGGAUGCUCACCUUUCCUACCAAGCCUGAAGGGUAACUCUGCCUCCCCUUAGCUUCUGAACAGACCACCCGAGGCCUCCAGGAACUGGUCUGCGCUGUUCCUCCCUCAUCAACAGAGGGCAGUCUUGUGCCAGGCCGUAUGGCCUGGCAGAGAAACCAAAGCUUGUUUAGGCCCAAGAGAUUUGGAACUUUAAGGUUGAGACUUCAAGCCUCCCCACAUUCUAGGAGAGGAACAAGGGGUCUGUUCUUGCUCAAACCAUCUGGAUAGAAACUGAGUCAGGCACUGAGUGGGAUGCUUCCAAGAUACACAAGGAUGCCUACUGUCAACUGAGCACUUGACUGUAAAGUGAAUAUGUACUGAGCAACAAGCCUUAUCUGCAGAAUCUCACUUCACCCUGAGUUCACACCAACCUCUGAGAGAUUAUUAUUACCCCCAUUUUACAGAUAAUGGAGCUUAGAUCUUGAAAAGCCUGGACACCCGCCUGAAGUAACAGAGCUAGGAAGCAUAGAGCAAGGAUUCUAGCCCACCUCUGUCUGACUCUGGUGCAGUUUCUCUAUUUUUAUUCAACAUUACCUCCUACUGAGGGUGAAAGGGGUUGCAAGGAGGUAAGUACAGCAGAGGGGAAAGACACAAGAAAGCCAAAAAAGAAGGCAACACAGCAACAUCAGUGAGUCAUGCCAUUCCUGCAUAGACCAGUUGGCAGCAAAGCCCUCCAACUUGGAAUAGGAUCUAUUUUUCCUCAUCUGUAUCCUCACCUUCAUCAGAGUUAAUGACUUUGAAGCUACUAAAGGAGUAAUUAACCCUUUGAUUCACUCAACCUACCAGAGUUGUGUUGCUUGAAGCCAAUUAUAGAUGGGCUUCAAAGCAGCUUUAAAAGAUUGUCCUGCAGAAAUUUAAAUGCUUCCUUUAAUUAUUUUUCCAACUUUGAGCAAGCUGCAGUCUUCUUGGACACUUUGUGGGAAGGGUAUUCCCUGAUGUAAGAGAGAUUUAAUUUUUCUACAGUGUUCAGAUAAAACUCUUAGGGAGAGUAUUGGAUGGUGUUGAAAUCAGCUCUUUCUAAAUCAUGUGAUAUUUUGACCGGCUAGAGAUGCAGAUGCAUAACUUCUAACUAUAAUUAUUGUGAGACUGGGAGCCUCAAGAUAAAACUAUCAUUCAGAAGAUGUUAUUACUCAACUUAUCCAAAAUCAUCCCUGCUUACUUUUUGGCAUUUUGUACAUUCUCUUUUGGAAUCUUUAAUUAAGGCUGAUUUCUGGAACAUCCAGCCUAGAAGGAAAACAUCAGAAUUGACUGAUUUCUGUGGUGUGGUUUGAAAAUUCUCCCUUGCAUGGUAUAAUCACAUUCAAGCUCAGAUUCAUGGAGGCUGUAACUGAACACGUGUCAAGAGUUUACCUCUCAGUGUUUUAUCCUGAAAAAAACCAAACAGACUUUCUGCCUGUUUGGUUUAGGUUUGUUUUUCCCUCUCACAUUUUGAAAAUGGUGCCAUGUGUUCAUAGCCAAUUACCCUGGAUGCAUUUUAUAGAUUUUGCAUUAUGUACCUUUUGAGACCAUGUAUUUAUAUUUGGAUAGAUUGAAUAUUUAUUAGUGUACAGUCAUUGCUAAUGUUCACAUAAAAAUAUUAUAAAUAUCUCUUAUGCUUUGUAAAGUACACCAAGUUAAAGGUGGGUCUAGCAAAUAAAGCUAUGCAUUUGGGAAAGUA
This is a messenger RNA of Phacochoerus africanus (Common warthog), 4473 nucleotides long. It is a transcript of the gene ITK, whose product is annotated as IL2 inducible T cell kinase. The transcript has 17 exons. Gene Ontology annotation, biological process: intracellular signal transduction; NK T cell differentiation; peptidyl-tyrosine autophosphorylation. Bases 138 to 2000 code for a protein of 620 amino acids. Gene Ontology annotation, molecular function: protein binding; ATP binding; non-membrane spanning protein tyrosine kinase activity. NCBI's taxonomy places the organism in Eukaryota, Metazoa, Chordata, Mammalia, Artiodactyla, Suidae. The record is from RefSeq and is a predicted model, not a curated record.